Molecule: messenger RNA, 504 nt
Organism: Ipomoea nil (Japanese morning glory)
Lineage: Eukaryota; Viridiplantae; Streptophyta; Magnoliopsida; Solanales; Convolvulaceae
Product: defensin-like protein 17
Exons: 2
Coding region: 30-314 (94 amino acids)
Source: RefSeq, a predicted model, not a curated record
AAGCAUAGAUAUAUAAAAAGCAAAUAAAAAUGGCAGGAGGAUCCGUGAUUAGCAAGUCAAUCUUUAUAGCUCUCUUCUUCUGCUUCCUUCUCAUCGCAUCCUUUGGUGUGGAAACUGCUGAAGCACAGAGAGGUGGUGGUGGUGGUGGCGGCGGCGGCGGCGGCGGUGGUGGCAAGGGCAAGUUAUGCGGAAAGCCGGCGAGAGGGUGGAGUGGAAAGUGCAGUAAGCCGAGGUGCAAUUCUUGGUGCAGGAGCAGGGAAAGGGCUGAGCGUGGAGACUGUAAAAGGACAUGCUAUUGCUACAAAAAAUGCUGAAGAACUAUAUAAAUCCUAUAUCUAUCUUGGCAUGGUGCAUAUAUAUUAUAUACCUAAAUAAGAUGCUGCAUAUAUAAGUGCUAUUAUAGUAGCUACUUACUGCGGCAGACACCAUUGCUAUCACUGUCGUCUAUCUAUGUGUGCUAUUGUUAUUCUGUUUAAUGUUAAACUUUUUUGUUUUUGGUGUGCA